Molecule: messenger RNA, 2172 nt
Organism: Stylophora pistillata
Lineage: Eukaryota; Metazoa; Cnidaria; Anthozoa; Scleractinia; Pocilloporidae
Product: delta-1-pyrroline-5-carboxylate dehydrogenase, mitochondrial
Cellular component (GO): mitochondrial matrix
Molecular function (GO): L-glutamate gamma-semialdehyde dehydrogenase (NAD+) activity
Source: RefSeq, a predicted model, not a curated record
UAAAAUUAACCUUAUAACUUCGUAGACUCGAGUGAAAGUUGUAGUUUUAUUUUAAUUUUCGUACUCUUCCAUUAUGCUGGUGGCGCGAUCGGCUUUCAGGAGUCAAGGUCUGAGAAUCCUUGGUGCUAGAAGUGUGGUUUCUUUGCCUCCCAAUGAACCACCAACAAACUUGAACCCAGACAGCAAUGACCUUAAAGAGUUACAAGCAGAAAUCCAGAGAAUUCAUGGUGAAUGCCUGGAAAUUCCAUGUGUUGUUGGUGGUAAGGAAAUCUAUACUGGGAACACAGGAUACCAAAUGGCGCCAUACAACCACUCUUUGAAGAUUGCAAAAUAUCACAUGGCAUCUGAGGAAGUGAUAAAGGAAGCAAUUCAUAGUGCUAUGGCUGCGAGAAGGGAUUGGGAACGAACGCCUCUUGAACACAGGGCAGCCAUCUUUCAAAAGGUUGCAGAUUUGAUCACAGGAAAAUACAGAAUUCCAUCUCUAGCUGUCACCAUGGUGGGACAGGCUAAAACUGCAUUUGAGGCUGAUAUUGACUGUGUUCAAGAGAUAGCUGAUUUUUAUAGAUUUGGAAUUCAUUAUGCAAAGGAACUGCAAGAUGGUGUAGAACUUCACCAAACCAAAGGGGUAAUCAACCAACUCAAGUACAGAGGUCUGGAGGGUUUUGUUGCUGCCAUUUCACCUUUUAACUUUACUGCUAUUGGUGGAAACUUAGCCGGUACCCCAGCAAUUGUGGGGAAUGUAGUUCUCUGGAAACCUGCUUUAACAACAAUGUUAGCCAGUUACCUUGUGUACAGAAUCUUCCAAGAGGCUGGUGUUCCUGAUGGUGUUGUAAACUUUAUUCCAUCUUCUGGCAAGACAUUUGGAGAUGUUAUAACAGCAUCCCCGCAUUUGGCAGGAAUCAACUUCACUGGUAGCGUUGAAACAUUUAGAUAUAUCUGGAGGAAAGUUGCAGAAAACAUUGAUAUAUACAGAACAUUUCCAAGAUUAAUUGGAGAAUGCGGAGGAAAGAAUUUCCACUUUUUGCAUGAAUCUGCUGACAUAGACACAGUGGUUAACUGCACCAUUAGAGCAGCAUAUGGUUAUAGUGGACAGAAAUGCUCAGCUUGUUCAAGAAUUUAUGUUCCUGAAUCAAAGUGGGCGAAGGUUAAGGAACUUCUUAUUCAAAAACACAAAGAACUGAAAAUGGGGUCGCCGGAAGAUUACGAUACCUUUGUGUCAGCUGUAAUUGAUGAAAAGUCGUACAAGAACAUCAAAGAGUACAUCGAUUACGCCAAAGACAGCUCAGACCUUAGUAUCAUUGCUGGAGGGAAGUGUGAUGACAGUGUGGGUUACUUUGUUGAACCAACUAUUAUUGAGACNCGAUUUGCUGCCUCGCAGGUAGACAAGACUUCUCCAUUUGCUUUGACCGGGUCGAUUUUUGCAAGAGACAGAUAUUUUAUCCAAGAAGCAGCUGACAUUCUGAAAGAUGCAGCUGGCAAUUUCUAUAUCAACGACAAAUCAACUGGAUCAGUUGUGGGACAGCAACCUUUUGGAGGCGCACGUCUUUCAGGAACAAAUGACAAGGCAGGCAGCUCUCAUUACAUACUGAGAUGGGUCUCACCACAAAGCGUUAAAGAAACCGUGGUACCAAUCGACGACUACAAAUAUCCUCAUCAAUCAUGAAUCACGUUAAUCGGAGCUGUUAUUUUCUGAGGGGAACAGACUAUAUUCGAUGGUUUCAAAGGAAAUUUAUGCUCUCGCUCAGGGCUGGAGUAAAUACAAUGCGUGGAAACAAAGAAGAAUUCGGAAAAUGUCCAGAUAUCAUAGCACAUGAUUUGCCUUUUUAAAUAAACGAUUUUUUAUCAAGCGUUUCAAAAACGUUGGGACCGAGAUUGCUAUAUGUAUAUGAAAUUUAUUUCGAAUAAUUUUUCGGAAAAUCCUGUACAGAACAUUCAUUGAUCUCAAGCCAUACGCUGUGGAAAUGUGCAUGGUUCCUUAUCAAGAACUAAUAUAUAAAGUAAUGCAAAGGGAAAAAAAUUUAUUUAUCCAAUUUUAACCAAUGAAUCUGUUGCGAUGAAUAUUGUUCAACCUUUAAUUAAGAUAGCAGUCCAAAAAACGGUCUAUUUUAUUGCUGAAUGCUGAAUGCUCAACAGUUUUAAAACAGUAAUAAAUUAAAGUGGUCUUUUAAAAAC